AUGGCCAAAUGCUACGACAUAACACAACAUCAAUUGGAACAACAACAACAACACAAUGAGAAUCAACAACAAUUUUGCCUACGUUGGCACAAUCAUCAGACCAGUUUGCUAAGCACUCUACCCGUACUGCUGGACCAAUCGCAUCUGACAGAUGUCACCAUAUCGGCCGAGGGGCGACAGUUGAGGGCACAUCGUGUGGUACUCAGUGCAUGCAGCACUUUCUUCAUGGAAAUCUUUCGAGCCCUGGAGGCAAGCAAUCAUCCGGUUAUUAUCAUACCAGGUGCUAGUUUUGGUGCCAUUGUCGCUCUGCUCACGUUCAUGUAUUCGGGGGAGGUGAAUGUCUAUGAGGAGCAGAUACCCAUGUUGCUGAAUCUAGCCGAAACGCUGGGCAUCAAGGGUUUGGCGGAUGUUCAAAAUAAUAAUCUUCCGAAGAGCCAAACCAAGAGCACAGCCACUUCAUCCGGUGCCACAAACUCCUUUCUGGACUCCCCCAAUGACAAGCAGUCAGAGUUCGAACGUCCGAGUACACCAUCGCCCACACCGAUGCCCAGUUUACCACAGUUACCCAAUCCAGCACUGAAUACUCCCUUGUUGGCUAAUAAACUUGGCUCUAUGACUGGAUGCGGUGGCUCACUGUCCAGUCCAGCAGGCGGUUGUACUCCCCUCGAGAACUUCUUUCUGAAAUCGCUGCAAUUCUAUCCGAAUCUUUUGCCGCAACCAUUGAACUUUUCGCAAACAGCUCUCAAUAAGACAACCGAACUGUUGGCCAAAUAUCAACAGCAAUGUCAGCUCUAUCAGAGUGGAGGCCUGGAGGACGAUGAUUGCUAUGGAAACGCAAAGCGUUUGAAGACAGGCACAAAUCUCUUAGCAGGUUCAACCACUUUGAUCGGACAACAGCAGCAGCAGCAAAAGGAUAUUAAACGCAUUGAUAAGAUUGUCGAGAGUUUGAGGACUACAACCAACAGCAGCAACAACAAUAACAGCAGCAACAGCAACAACAACAACACUAACAACAACAAGUCACCAAUGGAAUGUUCAGCUGGAAAUCCAAUUGUGGCCACUUCACCCAUUACCCUAACACCCCAAACAAUGUCACAUUUCUCUCCCCAAUUGCCGGUGGUGAAGCCCUCACCAAAUUAUCAUAAUCCCCUAACAUCUGGCCAAAUGUACAGCAGCACCAGCAACAAGCCCUCCAUUUACAGUGCCGCCGUUACACCGACUUCAGCCCAACAAGCCGCCCAGGUGCAUCACUCCCAUCAGCAUGGUGGCAACACCAGCAACAGCAGCACCACGCCCUACAUCUCACCCGAAGAUCAUGCCAAAUUGCAGCAACACAUCGAGCAAUAUCAACGGGAAGCGGCUGCAGCUGCAGCAGCAGCGGCCAGUAGCAGCAUGGCUCUGGUCAGUGCCAAAUCGGAGCCGAAUCUAUUGUCCCUAACCGCCGAGAAGCAAUUGCCAGCCACACCGAUCAAACCGCCUUCAAAUUCUAAGCUAUAUGCCACAUGUUUCAUUUGCCACAAACAAUUGAGCAAUCAAUAUAAUCUCCGAGUACAUUUGGAGACCCAUCAGAAUGUGCGCUAUGCCUGCAAUGUCUGCUCCCAUGUGUCGCGCAGCAAGGAUGCGUUGCGCAAACAUGUUAGCUAUCGCCAUCCAGGAGCUCCUUCGCCCUGUGAGAGUGAGGCGCGACGCAAACGUGUAACCAAACUGACGGUGAAUACCACGCAAUCGAAUCCUGUAGCCAGCCAUACGGCCAUCAGUGGCGAUGGCUUGUUGGGAGGAGGAGGAGGAGGAGGAGUCGGUAUAGUCGGUGGCAGCACUCAAUCUCAAUCGGCAAGCAGUUGCAAUGAUGCUGGCCUAACCAAUCCCUAUCUCUUUCUACCCAAUCAGUUUCAAUUGGCUGCAGCUGCAGCUGCUGCAGCAGUGGCCGAGACCAAUGCCAGCACAGCGCCAGCCUUGGAUUUGGCCCAUGAAACGACGCAGAUGAUCAAAAUUGAACCGACAACAACAAUAGCAACAGCAGCAGCGGCAGCAACAACAACCGCCAGCAAUGGCGAAGCAUCAACAUUGAACAGUGCCACAAAUGUGACAUCAGCUGCUGCUGCAGCAACAGAAACAACCUAGAGGCUUAGAAGUUAAUUAAUAUUUUAUUUUUUCAAGAGCAAAGAAGAAAACCCCCCCUACAAAAGUUGCAAGGGCCAAAUGGCAAAAGGCAUUCGAUCCUAGGAGGAGAGAAAUUUCCUACCACAUUAAUUUCCCCUCUCUUAAAACGUCGAUUCCGAUUUUAUCCUACAAAGUCUACAGCCAGAUUAACGACUGAUUCUAGAUAGAGGAAAGGUUAACUAAUCUUUAAAUACUUUCUUCCUAUUUAUACAUCGUUGUGGCCAUCAGAAGGACUACAGAAAAAUGAUCUGAUUUUAGACAUUUUUUGAAAACUUUUUCGGACUCUUGUUCCAAAUGUGACUUAAGCCAAAUUGCUAUACUCUGUGUCCUUCAGUUGAUCCUUUUCUAAGGCAGAACUAUUGACAAAGAAACUCUUAAAAGUGAUCAAGAGAGCGUUAACAUUUUCGUCUAAAGUUUGUCUAAUAUGAAUAUAUAACAAAACUCCUUUCUGAAUUCAAAUAUUUUGGCCCUCUGCCAUAAAUAUUCGAAAUCUCUAUUUAAAAAUAUAGUGAGGAAUAUUGGAAAAGAUUUUAUGAGUCGAAAAGUGCCUUAAAAGACCCGAUACUGUUCCCAUCUGCUGGAUCUUUUUGGUAAACCCUUUGGGGGGGGAAGGAAAGGCUUUGCAACAAAGAGGUUUAUAACAUAAGAGACACAAAACACACAUGCACACUUACAACUUAAACCUUACAUAUACAUACACCAAAAUGGAACUGUUUUUUAAACCCACAAAAAAGGAAAACCAAAAAAAAAAAACAAAACAAAGAACAAAAAACCAAACCAAACGUCUUAGACCCGGCUGUGAUACUUAGCGCAAUUCAUUUUUUAUUUCGUCUUCUACACACACACACACACACACACACACA
Molecule: messenger RNA, 3023 nt
Organism: Drosophila willistoni
Lineage: Eukaryota; Metazoa; Arthropoda; Insecta; Diptera; Drosophilidae
Product: protein abrupt
Exons: 5
Coding region: 1-2121 (706 amino acids)
Biological process (GO): regulation of transcription by RNA polymerase II
Cellular component (GO): nucleus
Molecular function (GO): protein binding
Source: RefSeq, a predicted model, not a curated record